AUGAAAGAAAAUAUUUUGGAAUUGUCAGAGUUAAUGAAGGAUAAACCAAAAAAUGAAGAAUUAAACAAGUAUUUGAAACAAUUUGGAAUGAUACAGGGAGAUUUAGAAGAAGAUGAAGAGGAGGAAGAAGGGGAGGAAGAAGAUAUUGAGGAAGAAGAUGGAGUAAAACAAAUGAAGGAAGAAAACACAAAUAAAGAAAAAGAAGAUUUGAGUAAAAAUAAAUUAAAUGAUCCAAAAGAAUUGGAAGUUUUGAAAGAAAAGGAAGAAGAAAAUGAAAAGAAAAAGGUAGAAAAAGAAAAUGAAAAAACGUUAAAACAAGAUCAAAAAGAGAAUACAAAAAUAAAAGAAAAUAAACAAAUUGAAACUCCAAUAGAAAAACAGGUGAAUAACGAACAGAAAAUAAUUGAGAAGGAAAUUAUUUCUGAACUCCCAAAAGAUGGAAAUAAAGAAGGUUUAGAAGAAGUUACAAAAACGGAAGAUGAAGAAAUAAAUGAAGUAAAAGAAGAAUUAAAAGAGGUAAAUGAAAAAGAAAAAUUAGAGAAUAAAAAGGGUAAAGAGGAAUUUGAAAAAAUAGAUUCUUCAAAACAAAAUCAAAAGGAAAACUCUGAAAAUUCACAAUUUGAAGAAAUUAAAAAAAGACUUGAAGAAAUUGAAAAAGAAAAGAAGGAAUUAGAAGAACAAAUUGAAAAAAUGAAGGAAAAGGAAGGAAAUAAAAAAGAAGGAAAAAUUGAAGAGAAAGAAGAAAAUAAAGGAGAGAAGGAUCAAGUAAAUGAUGAUAAAAUAAAUAGUAAUAGUCCUCAAAAAGAAAAAAUUGUUAGUAAUUCUAUUCCAAAUUCACAAGAAAGGGAUAAAUUAUGGAGAAAAAUUUGGAAAUCAUUACGUAAACAACAAAAGAAAAAAUUGGUUUGGCAAGCACUGGAAAAUCGCAAAAAGCAAGGAAAUUGUCGCCAAACAUUGGCGACUUUUGGCCAAUUUUUUAACCAUUCACUUUUGGUUAAUUUUUAGCUCGUUCACCGUUAAUUUUUGUGUCGUCCUCUCUUUAUUUUUGAAUUGUUUUCCCGCCUAAAUUCCUUUCUUUAUUUUUUUGGUGUCCGUUCGUACCAGCCACCCUCUUUUCUCUUACUUAUUCUUCCUUUUGUUUUUUGACUUGGCUUCUCUUGCCGAGUCUUCUCUCAGUUUUAUUUUCUCUAGCUACUUCGCGCAUUUUUUUCAAACUUACAUUUUUAAAUUAAUUUAUUGCCAAACCCCGCCUUUAUUUGGGUCUAUUUAAGCAGGAGAUCAGCCUCCCAAAUUAUCUCACUUCUCACUUCUCACUUCUACAUCAUUAACUGCUCCUUCAAGUGCUGAUCUACUGCUGCCGGUGGACUGCUCUUUGGCUUCAACUGCCACUGCCCACUGGUUAGCCCUUCGCUUCACCCACUCAACUUCACUUGUUCAAUUGUUUAUUUUUUUGGUUG
Messenger RNA from Meloidogyne enterolobii, 1457 nucleotides. NCBI's taxonomy places the organism in Eukaryota, Metazoa, Nematoda, Chromadorea, Rhabditida, Meloidogynidae. The record is from the annotation of a GenBank genome assembly.